This is a messenger RNA of Centropristis striata (black sea bass), 3722 nucleotides long. Its product is annotated as rho family-interacting cell polarization regulator 1-like. NCBI's taxonomy places the organism in Eukaryota, Metazoa, Chordata, Actinopteri, Perciformes, Serranidae. The record is from RefSeq and is a predicted model, not a curated record. The transcript has 16 exons. The coding region runs from base 265 to 2388 and encodes 707 amino acids.
AGUUUCACUGUGGACACAAAAAACUGCGAAAUCCAGGAGGGACAGCGCCCAGAAUAACUGUAAACUGUGAUCCGGAGCAUCGGGGGACAUGAGGCCCGGGUCCUGGUCCUGGUCCUGGUCUCUCAAACACAGGACAUGUCCUCUGGUCUGUUAGAGCCACAGAGCCACCAUGAGUCUCCAGACCUGCUGCAGUACUGACCGUCUCUCUCUCCUCAGCAGCUCUGUUUGAUCCCAGAGAACCAACGUGCCUUGUAAGGAAGCAGGAUGUUCACAGGCUCCACCAAGCUGCCGCCCACCAAAACCCCUCAGCCCGAGAGGCUGGACGAGGUCUACGCUGCUCUACGCCGAGGCCUGCAGUCGUACCUGCAGGUCCACCAGCUGGAGCUGGACAGUCUGGGUCAGCAGACCAGAGAGAACAAGAGGAACGGCCGUCUGGGCUCUCUGUACGAGCUCGACAAGCAAGUAAAAGCCAUCGAGAGGUUUAUGAGACGUCUGGAGUUCCACCUCAGCAAGGUGGAGGAGCUGUAUGAUGCGUACUGUAUCCAGCGGCGGCUGCGUGACGGAGCCAGUAAGAUGGUUGCAGCCUUUAACUCGGCCAGCGGCAGCAGAGAAGCUCGGGAGAGUCUGAGUGAAGCUAACAAAGGCUACAGAGAAUGUACCGAGCACAUGUGUUCUCUGGAGAGUGAGUUGGAGAGUCAGAUGGGAGAGUUUCAUGUGAAGAUGAAGGGACUCGCUGGCUUCGCACGGCUGUGUGCUGGUGACCAGUACGAGGUCCUGAUGCGUUACGGCCGGCAGCGCUGGAGGCUGCGUGGUCGGGUGGAGGUCAGCAACAAGCAGCUGUGGGACGGAGAAGAGAACGUCUUCCUGCCUCUGGUCACUGAGCUGCUGUCAAUCAAGGUGACGGAGCUGAAGAGCCUGGCCAAUCACGUGGUGGUGGGCAGCGUGUCCUGUGAGAUGCUGGACCUGUUCUGCCCGCUGCCCCAGACGCUCGCCGUGGACAUCAACGACCUCGGGACAGUGAAGCUCAACCUGGAGGUCACCUGGAGUCCGUUCGAUAAGGACGACCAGACGUGCUCCACCAGUACCGUCUCCAAACGGCUGCUGUCCAAUCAGAGCCCUCCGGACACGCCCUCCAUGCGGGAACAGGUCUUCUAUUCUCUGCUGAAGCGUCAGGGCGAGCUGGAGAACGGGACGGUCUGGUCCAACUCCUCCGAGUCCUCCGACGACUCGUCCAGUCCGGCGUUAGCUCACCACGCCCAGCGGCUGGCGGCCUCCAACCUGCCGCCGCCGCUCAGCGCCCCGCACAAGUCCAGCGCCUCCACGCCGUCGCUGUCCUCCAACCAGGAGGAGGACGAGACCGAAGCCGGGGAGGUCUUCAGCCAGCCGGACACCGUGCCCAACGGACACCUGCAGACCUCCGACGGCCCCGACUGUCCCGCCGCCGACAGGGCGUCCGUCCAAUCGGCCGACAGAGCGUCCAUCCAAUCAGCCGACCUCUCUGGUCCCUCAGCAGACCGGAGCGCCUCCUCUGCUCCUCCUGAGGAGACGCAGGACUCGUCUCAGAGUGGCGUCCAACCAGCUUGUGUCUCAGCGGCCGAGGUCAAAGACUCGGAGGACUCGUCGGCGUCGGCGGGACGAACUGAAGCAGAGACGAAGGACGAGACGACUGGAGAGAGACAGGAAGACGCCUCAGAGACACUCAGAGAGACAGGCAGAGAGACAGACAGAGAGACAGACAGGGAGACAGACAGAGAGACAGACAGAGAGACACUCCAGACCGUCCAGGAGACAAAACCAACAACGGUUCCGUUCCCGUCCUCUUCCAGUUUUAAUCUGGAGGUGGAGACGGCCCUCGAGAGCUUUGACUUCCUGAACUGCUCCGACCUCGAGGAGGACGAGGAGGAGGAGCAGCAGGGAGAGGAAGGAGCAAAGGAGAAGGAGGAGGAGGUGCAGGAGGAGAAGGACGAGGAGAAGAAAGAGGAGGAGAAGGACGAGGAGAAAGAGAAAGAGAAAGAGGAGAAAGAAAAUAAGGAAGAGAAAGAGGAGGAGAAGGAGAAGGAGGAUGGGGAACAUGAAGAGAACCAAAUCACAGUGGAGGAGGAGGAGAAGGAGGAGGAGAAGUUUUACUCUGGAGGAAGCGAUGAAGACGAGGAGGCGGACGGUCUGAACAUCCUGAUGGAAGCUCCAGAAGGAUUCAGGAACUCAGAUGAAGAUCGUUUCUCUGAAUCUCGGGAGUCCAGUGUGGCUGACGUUCAGGAUUUGUGUCAGAUGGAAAUGCCCGAGGAGGAGCAGGAGGAGAAGGAGGAGAAGGGGGAGCAGGAGGAGCAUGAGGAGCAGGAGGAGAAGGGGGAGGAGCACGGUGAGAGGAGUUUAAUUCAUGUUGUUUGAGACAAAGAUCAGCUCGUGUUUUGUUAGUUUUCUAAUUCUGUUGUUUUCUUUUGUACAUUUUUGAGUUAUAAUAUUUGAAGUUAGACUAUCGAGUGAACUUAUGACACUUAAUAGGUUCAUAUUUUAACACAUUUAAAUUUAAGAAUGUUAAUAUGUUUUAUUCUGUUUCUUGUUUAAUAAUUGCGUACUGUCGCUUUAAGAGAGCGCACCGUCAUGCAUUCUGCUUUGUCAAAACUUAAGAACUUUCUAACUGAGAGCCAAAUAAUCUGAGGAGUCUCACCGUCUCCUGUUUGUGAUGUUUCAGGAGAGCAGAAGUCCCUCGCUGAUGAGGAGGAGAAGGAGCAGGAGGAGCAGGAGAAGGAGCAGAAGGAGGAGAAGGAGCAGAAGGAGGAGCAGGAGGAGGAGGCCACCACUGUCUCCUAACGCCACCAGAGGAACGUCACUAAACCAUUCCUCCCACUCUGACCUGCUCCACCUCCUCCCUGCUCCUCCAUGUUCCUCCUCCCUGCUCCUCCUGUCAGACGUCUGGAGGAGGUUCCACUAACUGCUCAGACAAACAGACUCCUCCUCUCCGGCUGAGAGUUUGUGCACAUAUCUGCCUUCUUCUGUUCUGACGGAGAACGAUAAACCUCCAGGUUCCUCCUCCUCCUCCUCCUGCUCCUCCUCCUGCUCCUCCUCCUGCUCCUGCUCCUCCUCCCCGGGACAGACAGACACCUCCCUCUGUCCUCCUCCUGUUGCCUGGUUACAGUGGGACUCCACAUCGUUUACACUUUCAUCAAACUGUUCCUGUCAUGUGAAAAGUUUUCAUGUCCAAAACAUUUCAGGAGCAGCAGAAAGAAAGCGGCCUUGUUUCAGUGCUUUUUUUUUUUUUUUAGUAAUCUAAUAAUUUUUUUAAUGGUUUUAUAAGUUCAAGUUGAUGGAUUUGUUUUAAGCUACAGAGACGCAAACAAUCACUGACUGAGUUGCAUCACAAGGUUUUCUAAACUAUCAGUAUUUGUGGAUUUGAGAGAAAAAAACACAAAAAAACGCCACUUUUAAUGAUCAGUGUUAAUCAGUUCAGAGCUGUUAGACUGUCAGAGGUUCAUCAUGUUUGUCUGCAGAUUUGAUCAUCAUCAACAGGAAACAACAACAACAACAACAACAACAACAGGAGCUUUCUCAUUUUUAGGCGUAAGAGACGGUGAAACCAUAGAGAUCUAUGAGAACGGCUAUAUGGCUCCAGUGUCGCCCACUAAAAUCAUCAUAUUUUAAGGUGCAUGUAGCAUUUAAAUAAUCAUAGUUUUAUUAAUUUUGAACAGAUUUUCAAACAGUUUGGUUUGUUAUAAACCUCAGAG